Messenger RNA from Prunus persica (peach), 858 nucleotides. Its product is annotated as protein FAR1-RELATED SEQUENCE 7-like. The record is from RefSeq and is a predicted model, not a curated record. NCBI's taxonomy places the organism in Eukaryota, Viridiplantae, Streptophyta, Magnoliopsida, Rosales, Rosaceae. Gene Ontology annotation, molecular function: zinc ion binding. The transcript is spliced from 3 exons. Gene Ontology annotation, biological process: regulation of DNA-templated transcription. The coding region runs from base 1 to 858 and encodes 285 amino acids.
AUGACCAGAGCAAUUUCAAUAGCCUUCCGGACUACAUUUCAUCGACUUUUCAUAUGGCACAUCACAUCAAAGUUCUCUGUUAAGUUACCACAUUCUGCUUAUAAGGAGUAUUGGCGUGACUUUCAGAAAGCCAUAUGGGAUACUGACAAUAAGGAUGAGUUUGAUGCAAAAUGGAAUAUUGUGGUUACAAAGGCUGGUUUGACUGACCAUCCAUGGCUAAGUUCAAUGUUUGAUUUAAGGAAAUCUUGGGUUCUAGCCUACGCACGACAAGUUUUUGCCGUUGGAAUGUCAAGCAGCCAAAGAGCGGAAGAGCUCAAAACAGAGGAUGCUUCUAAAGUUGUCUUUAACGUGAGCGAAAGGAAAAAUUGGGAAACAAGAGUGGCAGAAGUCGUAUAUGUCAAAGAUUCUGACCACGCAUCGUGUAGCUGCAAAAGAUUUGAAUUUGUUGGAAUUAUUUGCAAGCACAUCCUAGCAUUGUUCAGAAGGGACCAGAUUGAAUAUAUGCCCAAUAAAUAUAUUUUGAAGAGGUGGAAGAAAACUGCGAAAUCUGGAUUGGUGUCAGAUGCAAAUGGCAACGAAAUUAAAGACUCUGCAGAUCCUGGUCUUUUAAUAAAAUGGAGUACAAUGUCUCGACUUGCUUCAGAUGUGGUUGAGGAUGCAUUAAUGAGUGAAGAAGGAUGUGAGCUACUGUCAGAGACUCUAAAAAGUUUGCAGGUGAAGUUGAAGUUGUUGAAGGAUGGACCAAGUAAUAACGAAGUUGGAUGGACAUCACCGUCGAACAAUGACGAAUCAACUCCAAUAGAUCGUAGUGACCCAUUAUUCGACGAAUUUGACAGGAUGCAUGGACCAACUGAAUGA